AUGGCAUCCCGCAACACACCCGAGACGUUCUUUGACGAGGUGAUGCUACGUGAUCUUGAGGAUCCCGAUGAGACGAGACUCGCACCCCUCGACCAGGCCGGCUCCGCAGCGGACCAGGUCCCUGCAUCGGCUGGUGGUGGCGAAGAAGACGGCGAUGACAAUGACGAUGGCAUGGUGUUUGAGAUGGACGACGUCGAUCUUGACGUCCCUCUUCCGGACGUGAGUGGAAGUGCAGCAGCCAUCCUCAACGUCCACCGACGGUCCGCAUCCCACUCUCACUACCCAGCGGGGACAGCACCGCCCUCGGCCCUCCGAGCACAUAACCGAUCGCGAAGCAGCUUCUCUGGCGCUGCUGCAUCCUCCACCAUAGACGCCCACCCCCACACGCCCAGUGCACGUCCACCUCUGCAGACGUCUUCUCCAUCGGCCCCAACAACAGGCUUGACGACGGAGACUGCGAUGGCGUCCUUCUUGCCCUUCUCGCCGUCCCAGUCGGUGCUCCAUGUGGCGGGUGGUCGCGAAACGUUCAUGGGCUUCCAGCGCGACAGCCACGUCUUUGACACGCCCGCCUUUGCAUCGGCCGUGGCGCGCGCGCACGAUCUGCAGCAGGCGCAGUUCUAUGCCACGCAGCGUCCGUUCAGGGCGGCGGCAUCCAGCCUGGCAGCCGAUCCAGCGACUGGUCCAACGACUGGUCCAGCGACUGGUCCAACGACUGGUCCAACGACUGGUCCAACGACUGGUCCAACAACUGGCGCGCCCGCCAGUGGCAGCCCCGGCCCCCUGUCCAUUUCGAUGCCCAUUCCCAUUCCCAUUCCGGCACCGCACGCGGCAACGUCUCCCCAGCAGCAGCCGCAGCCGCACUAUGUGCCGGGCGAGCUCCAUCCGCACCAUCCGCAGCACUCGCGCUACUACCAGGCAAACCAGUCGAGCCCGAUGGAGCAGGCCGCGAGGCACGCACAGGGAACCAGCGCACAGGGAACCAGCGCCGCCAUGGCAAGCCCCACGCGUCCAGAGCGCCGGCCGUCCCGCUCGACGACAACCAACACGGCUGCCCUUCCACCCUUUGCCGAGCGCGAGGCCCCUGCGUUUUGGUCGACCAACAUGGUCCUGUCCACGACGGAGACGGUCGGCAUCGACCCGGCCGAGCUGGUGAACCCGUGCGUGCCGCUGCCGUUGCCCACGCCGCUGCCUUUGACACCUCUCGCGGUGAUUGAUCAGUCUCUGUCCGAACACAAAGACAUUCUCGAGUCAUGUGCACCGUCCGAGCCCUCGUCCUCACAGACAUUGCAAGCCACUGGCUCUCCGGUCGACGAUCUGGACAGUCUACUGGAAUGGGGUGAUGAGCAGGAGCAGGAGCAGGAGCAGGAGCAGGAGCAGGGGGAGCAGGCGGUGCAGAAAGAGCAAGAGGAGCAGCAGAAGAAGCACGAAGAUCAGGAGGAACAAGAGGAGAAGGAGGAGCAGGAGCAGGAGGAGCACCACCAACAGCAGCUGCAACGGGAGCAUGCGCAAGCCCAGGAGCGAGAGCAAGCCGUGGUGCAGCAGCAGGACCAAGCCAUGCGCGACCGCGAUCAGAUUGCGCGACGCUCGGCCGACAUCGAGCGGCUGCAAGACCUGAUCGUCCGUCAACGCAGCGAAGAGCACCAACGGCAUCGGGCACGCUUGGCCGCGGACGAGGCGAAGGAAGACGAACGCGCCCGCAGAGCGCAAGACGAAGACGAGGCCGCCCGCCGCGAGCGAGAGCAGGACCGUCCGCGUGUCGCUGCCAACAACAACGACAAUAUCCGCUUCAGCAUCCCUGCGGCAGAACGAUCCACUUCGGUCCAGCUCUACGAGUCCUUCAUCGCUCUUCGUGCUGUUCUGCAGAGAGAGGAACGACGGCAGUCCCAGGUGGCCGCUCAGGCAACCCGAGACCAUGCUGUCCAGCCAGUCCCUCUUGCACAGCCAGUCCCUCUUGCACAGCCAGCAUACCCAGCACGCCCAGCGCAGCCGUCGCAACCGUCGCAGCCUGCCCAUCUAUACCAGGCAUCCGAGCCGGGCUUGUAUCCACAGCCACCGCCGCAACAGCACCCGCCUCACUUUGCCGCUGGACUCACAUUGUCUCUGCAAGCAACUUUGCAGGCCGGCAUUCAACGUCGAACGGCCGCUCAUCUGGCACGCGAGCUGGCUGGCGCACAAGCUAGCACCACAACCAGCCAUGGCAGACUGGGUCCGGCGCCCCUUUGGACUCGCCCUUCACGUCCAGUGCCUCUGUCCAUCUCGCCCUUUGGCCCACCGCCGGCUCCCCGCGCACCUCCCCCAGGACUUCCAGGACCUCCAGGACCGCCAGGACCGCCAGGACCGCCAGCACCUCCUCUGCCUCCACGGCCUCAGCCACCUGUGCCCCCUCUUCCUCCUCUGCCUCCUCUGCCAGUGAACCACCCCCUCCCGACGCUGCCUCUCGACUUUCCGUAUCCGCCGCGCCGGUCUCGUUUCGUCCCCUCACCUCUGGCGGCGCCCUUUGUCCCGUCCUCGCAACGCCCAUCCGCUACAGAGGAUACAGGUGCUUCUUCGAGCAGUGCCGACCCGCCCGCACCCAAGCGAUACGAGCCCCUUGUCGUCAACGGCAGCAAGCCCUACAUCUAUGGCUACGUCCCCAACGUGGACCGACACCCCAUGUACCACCCCUACCGGUACUACACGCCCCCCACAGUGCAGUCGGCGCCGCCACCUCCCCCGGCGCAGCAGGAGCCUGCCGCCUCGUUUCCAGUCCAGCACCAGCCCAUCGCUACCAACCAUGGUCAACAGCAUGACUCGGCUGCUUCCACUCCUGAUGUGGUCGUCUCCACCAGCCAUCCUCCUCAGGAAGCAUCGGCCGUGCAUGCACCCACCUCUGGUGCGUCUCCUGUCGCGGACCACAACGCAUCGAUCGCAGAUCAGAUCGAGCCGCUGUCGUCUUCGUCGCCGGCCCCUGCAUCCGUGUCCCUGUCCCAACGCCCUCGUGCUUCGUCGUCGCUGGUUGUGCGGCGCCCACGCACGACGUCGUACCGUUCGUCCCCGCCGUACAACCGCGCAGGCCGGGUUCCCGCCAGCCGAAAUCGACCCCGGGUUCGUCGAGCGCUGCGCACUGUUCGAUCGCGCCGCCGGGCUGAGGCCAGUGCGUCAUCGGUUGGGCAGCAGCCGGGCGACAUCGACGACAUCGACGACAUGGCUGAGAUGAGCGACGAGGAGGACGGCGCCGACCCGACCUGGCCUCCCAUCGCCUUGUCGGAUAAUGCCGACUCGCCGCCGACCUUGUCUUCGGGCCCCCCCUCGCCUGGCGGACUGACCUCCUCGUCCUUUUCGUCGUCCCGCUCGACAGACUCCACGGCGUCGCCCGUCGCCACGACCUUUACAUCGGCAGCGUCCUCCCUUCCGUCGUCUGGCGCGUCUGGCGCGUCCGGCGCGUCCGGCCCGGCCUCUGUGUCGGCCGCGAGCUCGUCGUCGGCCUCCACCUCUCGCUCGACCACGCGCUCGGCGCCUGGUGGCAGCACCACCAACCGGUCGCUUUCGCUCUUUGCCACGACGUCGGCGCCGGCUCCGCUGUCGUCGUCUGCCCCUGCACGCACAGCGCCCGCCCUACCCGACGCCCGUUCGCACCAAGGACGCCGCCUGGCCGACAUGGCUGCGCUGGCCAUGACGCCGAUUGUGCGCCAGGAACCGCGCCCGCAGCGGCCCGUCGUCGAGAAGCAGCAGCAGCAGCAGCAGCAGCAGCAGCAGGCCAUGACGGACAACUGGUCUGGCGACAACCAUCCGACAAGCUCGUCGGCCGCGAUGGAUGCCGAGGCCGGUGGCGACGUGGCGGCUGUCCUAUCGCAGACGGCGGAACCAAUGGCGCUGGCGCGCCGUCCUGAUGCCAUCGCUGACAUCGAUCUCGAUGUCAACAUCGAUGCCAACGUCGAUCUCGACCUUGACACACUUGCAGUGGCACCCGUGGUGUUGGAUGCCGACCUUGAUGCGGGCCAGUACGAGUGGGAAGCGGCCCAUGCGGCGGCCCCUGCCGCUGUCGAGCCGAUUGCCCAUGCACAUGCGCGUCUUCCGUCGACCCGUGCAAACUAUGCGAGUGCUGUCGGCGACCUGGCUAUCACGCCAUCGCUCCCUGUGUCUGUGCCUGUGCCUGUGCCUGUGGCUGUCCCUAUCCCUGCGCCUCGCCCUCGACUUCUCCCCCCCAUUCCUGUGGACGGGCCCCUCUCCCCGGCCCACAUCUUCCUCUUGCGCUGCCCGCCCUCCUUUUGGAUCGACUUCGCCCCCCUCUGGGCCUACCAGAUCAACAUGGCCCGCUACCUCUUCGUCGCCUACAUGGAGCGCACGCGCCUGUCGCUGAAGAACCCGCCGCCGCCGCCGCCGCCCUUUGCGACCUCGCCCCGGCGCCCUCCCCCGCUGCCCCCGCACUGGACGUGGCGGUGCAGCUGCCGCCGCCGGCACAUUGUGGUGCUGAUUCCUGCGUCGCGGAUGGCGGCCGCACCGGAUCCGCAGUGGUGUCGACGGUGUGGGGAUGUGCAGCCGGCACGGUGUGACGACGAGGAAGGCGUGGACGACAGCGAGGACGGUGGCAGUGGUGGUGGAGGUGGCGGUGGCGGUGGAGGUUGUCGUGGUGAGGGUGGAUAUGAUGGUGGUCACGGCGGCCAUGGUCCUGGAGGCGGCUCUGGUGGUGGUGGCUGGCCACCGCCGCCAAUGCCGCCGCGGGCGGAUCAUCAGUACCGGUACUGA
Molecule: messenger RNA, 4725 nt
Organism: Sporothrix schenckii 1099-18
Lineage: Eukaryota; Fungi; Ascomycota; Sordariomycetes; Ophiostomatales; Ophiostomataceae
Exons: 1
Coding region: 1-4725 (1574 amino acids)
Source: RefSeq, a predicted model, not a curated record